Molecule: messenger RNA, 2443 nt
Organism: Prosopis cineraria
Lineage: Eukaryota; Viridiplantae; Streptophyta; Magnoliopsida; Fabales; Fabaceae
Product: protein CHUP1, chloroplastic
Exons: 6
Coding region: 328-2280 (650 amino acids)
Biological process (GO): chloroplast organization
Cellular component (GO): chloroplast outer membrane
Source: RefSeq, a predicted model, not a curated record
UACUCCGUGUCUAUCUCUCUCUUUCACCCUCGCAGUUUAUUUUCCCCUGAAAUCGCAUCCAAGACCGUUCCUCGAUUUUUGUGCCUCUUUUCCCUUGCCCUUCUCCCUCCUCCGUCCUCUUCCUUCUCUCUCUCUCUCUCUCUCUCUCUCUCUCUCUAGUCUAGUUUCAGACUCACCCCUCUGUCUUUCUAAUUGCUAGCUGACAGAGACAGAGACAAGACAAGGACAUCUUGUUAGGUUUCACCUCUAUGAGAUUGAAAACCAGAGGACCCUGAAGCGAAACUCCUACGUAUCCCAGAAAUAGUACCCUCAACAGUGCACACAGCCAUGGUAGCUGGCAAGGUCAGGGUGGCCAUGGGCCUCCAGAAGUCGCCCUCCCACAUUUCUAAAUCCGACACUCCGCCGCCGCCGUCCGCCAAGCAGCAUACUCCGUCCUCCACCGCCGGCUCCGGUAAUAAAGGUUCUCACAAGUCUGCUUUCACUCGCUCUUUCGGCGCCUACUUCCCUCGCUCUUCGGCACAAGUCCAGCCCCGUCCGCCAGACGUGACGGAGCUCCUCCGUAUCGUGGAGGAGCUGCGCGAAAGGGAGUCUCGCUUGAAGACUGAACUUCUCGAGCACAAGCUCUUGAAGGAGUCCGUCGCGAUUUUGCCUGUUCUGGAGAGUGAGAUUAGUGCCAAGGAUACAGAGAUUGAGAGGAAAGCCAAGCGAGUGGAGGAAUUGGAGGCUGAGAAUUUGAAGCUGACAGAUGAGUUAGAGGAAUUGAAGCGUCGGGUUGAAGAAGAGAGAAGAGAAAGCGAGAUGAAGAUGAAAACGUUGGAGGCUAAGAUACAAGAGUUGAAAAAAGAGGUUUCCGAUCAUGCAGAAAAAAGAGAUGCAUUAGACGGUGAUGAUCUUUCUUCUUCUUCACAAAGGUUUCAAGGUCUUGUGGAGGGUUGUGUCAAGUCCAAUCUAAUCAAGAAUUUGAAAGGAGGAGCUAAGUGCGUGGAUACUUUGUCAAUCCAAGAUAGCAAUAUUCAUACUAACAAGCAGCAUGAAAGUAGUGCGAAUUUGAGGAGAGAGGUAGUAGAAAUAGAAAUGGAUAAACCCAGACAUUCCAGGAGCAACUCGGAGGAGCUAGCGGAGUCUGCCGAGUCAGCGAUAACCAAUGUCAGAUCCCGUGUGCCCAGAGUUCCAAAACCACCGCCAAGACCGUCGUCGUCGUCGCCUCCGUCGCCGCCAUCAUCGUCUGACUCAAGUUCUGAUGCUUCAGAUGGCAAUGGUGAAACAGAGCAAGUAGUUCCGAAGCCUCCUCCACCACCACCACCUCCGCGUGCGGCAGCAUCCAAGUCUGCUCCACCACCUCCUCCUCCUCCUCCGCGCACGGCUGCAUCCAAGGCGGUUCCACCGCCACCUCCGCCGCUGCCGAAGGGGAACAGGUCAGGACCGCCAAAGAUGAGGAGAGUGCCAGAGGUGGUGGAGUUUUACCACUCGUUAAUGCGGAGGGAUUCGCAUUCCCGGCGGGACUCAGGCUCCCCAGCGACCGAGGUUCCGACGACGGCAAAUGCCCGAGACAUGAUCGGUGAGAUCGAGAACCGUUCGGCUCACCUGCACGCUAUCAAAACAGACGUGGAAACACAAGGAGACUUCAUAAGGUUCUUGAUCAAGGAGGUGGAGGGUGCUGCUUUAACAAACAUUGAAGACGUGGUGUCAUUUGUUAAAUGGCUUGACGAAGAGCUGUCUUAUUUGGUGGACGAAAGAGCUGUGCUGAAACACUUCCAAUGGCCGGAGCAAAAGGCAGAUGCACUGCGAGAGGCAGCGUUCGGAUAUUGUGAUCUGAAGAAGUUAGAAUCCGAGGCUUCCUCAUUCCGCGACGAUCCUCGCCAACCAUGUGGUCCUGCUCUCAAGAAGAUCCAAUCUCUAUUUGAGAAGUUAGAGCAUGGGGUUUACAAUAUCUCAAGGAUGAGAGAGUCUGCAACGCAUAGAUAUAAGGUCUUUCAGAUACCUGUGGAUUGGAUGCUUGAUACGGGAUACGUUAGCCAGAUAAAGCUGGCAUCAGUAAAACUGGCGAUGAAGUACAUGAAGAGGGUAUCUGCGGGGCUAGAAUCAGGAGGUGGUGGUCCUGAAGAAGAGGAGCUGAUCGUGCAAGGAGUUAGGUUUGCAUUCCGUGUGCAUCAGUUUGCUGGGGGAUACGAUGUGGAGACGAUGAGAGCGUUUGAGGAAUUGAGGGAUAAGGCGAGGUGGUGCCAUGUACAGAGCCAGAGCCAGCAACAUAAAUUCUUGUGCAGGUCUGCUACUUGCUGAUCCACAUUUUCAGAUCCCAGUGCUGUUGCUUUCGGAGCAAACUCUGCUUCCUGGUCUUUUUGAUGUAGAUGGCACUUCGUAGGCACUAGCCAGAGCUAUUCCACCCCUGGUAUUCCAUAAAACGUACGGUGGUAUUCAUAAUAUUAAUUCGUCUAUUCGUUCA